Dothidotthia symphoricarpi CBS 119687 is the source of this 1656-nucleotide messenger RNA. RefSeq lists its product as uncharacterized. The transcript has 6 exons. The record is from RefSeq and is a predicted model, not a curated record. Lineage: Eukaryota; Fungi; Ascomycota; Dothideomycetes; Pleosporales; Dothidotthiaceae. The coding region runs from base 1 to 1656 and encodes 551 amino acids.
AUGUGGGCUCGCGACUUUCCCUGUUCUGACGAUCUCGUAUCAUUGGUUCAAAAAGUAAACCCAACUACAACUUUUCCUAAUCCGUUCGCACUGGCAAUUGAACUGGCAAUAUUGCGACAAGAAUACCUCUCCACCCCAUUCCCUCAGGUUCCACCGGGCAGCACUCUUGGCCUAGCUAAGACGCAGCAUCAACUUCAGGUCCCUGUGGACCUCACGUUCCAGCAGCCUCGGUCAGCGCACGACAUCGCAGAACUCCAUCAAGAGCUCGCCUCGAAGAGUCCCGCCGCUGGUCUGAACCGCUGGCAGCUCGAGAGCGAACUCCCAUAUCUCGUCUUCAAACCCGAUCUCCACAUACUCGUCCGUCGGGUUCUUGAUGCCAGCGUAAAGCAGUGGGAUCGCCAAGCGGAUAGGUUCGAGAACGCGAAAGGCCUUCGGUUCUGGCAGAACCUCGAAGACGGUACGCGUAGACUGAUCCACGAGUGGGUCCAGUUGUUUGACCUUUGUGAGCACUACCUCAUGAUAGCGCCUUUCGACGUCCAGGAGAUGUACGCAGCUAUCAAGGCCACCGACGCCCGAGCCAGCCAUCAGGCAUCGGAUGCGACAUUCGACGGGCUCCCGGAUCUGGAAAAGGCAGCAAGGAAGCGGGAGAAGCGGGACAGUCGCAUUAAGGGUACUGCGGGCAAUAACAUCGCAGCUUCUCAGAGGACGUCUCAUGGCAUGCCCAAGCGGAAACGAGCAGACACCACAGUCAUGGCAGAAACCGACGAGACCGCAAACUCAGAUUCUGCUAUCCAACAUCACGACCGUCGACAUCAGAAUUCCAUUGCUGAUGCUCGCCAUAACUUCGUGGCUGCACUUCAAAGCGACACGAAGAACAAAGAUACCGCGGAGGAACAAACCCCAAAGAAGAACAAAAGCAAGACUCACUAUCGCUGGAGUCAAGGACGUCUUCGAGUUUGGCGUGAAAUCCUCCGUCGCCCAGACGCCGAACUUCCCGACUCAGCUUUGCGUGAACUCGUUAACGAGCUCGAGAGCACCAGCACAGCUGCGUCAACCAAUAUCCGGCUUUGCAACUACACUUUGAGUAUUGAAGAGAUUCUCUCUUUCUUUCCUCAGCAUUCCUCAUGGCGUGAAGUUUGCUGCCGAAUGAUGAAGAGCUGGACUGCCUCCAAUGUUGUUCGUUACUUUUACUGGUCAAGGGAUCUUCAAAGCAAGGUGGCCUGCGAACGUUCGACGAUUCAACACCGAUACGGCGUAGCCAAAUCAUGGGCGACAGCAAAUGCCUCUGCAGCUGAAACGGUGACGAGUGAUAUGCGCAACAUAUCUGCAGCCAGCGGCUUGGUGGGUUGCGACAAAGUUGACCCUUUCGAUUGCUUCGUUAUUGACCUUGCCGAGGGCUUGCAUCCAGAUCGACUUCCCACAGGUAAGGGAGCCCAGUUGCUGACUCAUGUUUACAUGCAUGUCCGAGACGUCACAGGCGAUGCGAACUUGAAGUUAAGCGACGUCAAUGUGUACGCUCAGACUCAUGGUAUCUCAGUUCCUUUGGAAAAUGUAUUGGGAGAUGAUCUGGUUGUUGAAGAUGCGACCGCAUUUGAGCGUCACAGAGACGAGAUCAUUCAGUUCUAUCAAAACAGGUUUGGUCAUCCACCUCGAUAG